AAAUUGAAAUAUAGUGAAAGAGAAACGAACGGAACGAAACUCUUAAAAUCUUCACAACUGCACGUGGAUAUAAUAUUUAUCCAUUUAAUUUGUUUUAAAAGCAGUUUUACAGUUAAUAUUGUUGUUUUUUAAAUUUGUGAUUUAUUAAAAUGGCGAAAUUUUGUUUGAAAAAACCAUCAAAACGAAUUGAAGCUCGAAAACGAUAUAAAAUUGAAAAGAAAGUUCGUGAACAUAAUCGAAAGCAAAAAAAAGAGGCAAAAAAACAUCCGAAAAAAAAGCAAAAGUUAAUGCAAAUACCGAAUCAAUGUCCUUUCAAGGAAGAUAUUAUGAAGGAAGUAGAAGCCUUAAAACAACAACGAGAAGAAGAAAAACAAAAGCAACGAGAAUUGGCGAAAGAACAAAAACGUGAAAAACUUGCAAAUGGUGGUUUACAGGGAUUAGUUUCUGAUGCUGAGAAAAAAAGAAUUGAAUUUGAAAAUUUACUUUCUUCAAAUAGCAAAGACAGUAGAGGUCUUGUUUUAAAGGAAGAAAAUUCUUUAAAAGCAUAUUAUAAAGAAUUCAAAAAAGUUUUAGAAUCUGCUGAUGUUAUUCUUGAAGUUGUUGACGCACGAGAUCCAUUGGGAACUAGAUGUAAACAGGUUGAAGAAGCAGUUCGUCAAGCAAAAGGAAAUAAAAGACUGGUGAUAGUUUUAAAUAAAGCCGAUUUAGUGCCAAGAGAAAAUUUAGAUCAAUGGCUAAAAUAUUUGAGAAUAAGUUUACCAGCAGUUGCUUUUAAAUCAUCUACUCAAGAUCAAGCUAAUCGUUUAGGAAGAAGAAAAUUGGGGAAAAAAAAACAAAGUAUGAUACAAAGUGGCACUUGUUUUGGUGCUGAAUUAUUGCUUUCUUUGCUUGGAAAUUAUUGUCGAAAUAGUGGAACAGUUAAACACAGCAUUCAAGUUGGAGUUGUUGGCCUUCCAAAUGUGGGAAAAUCAAGUGUCAUUAAUUCUUUAAAGAGAAAUAAAGCGUGUAAUGUAGGAAAUACGCCAGGAGUAACGAAAUCAAUGCAAGCGGUACAAUUGGACUCGAAAAUUAAACUACUAGACUCACCUGGAAUUGUAUUCAGUGCACCGUCAAAAGAUCAAAAUGAUCAAUCGUCAGUUGCUUUGAAAAAUGCUGUGAAAAUUGAAUCAAUUAAAGAUCCAUUUACGCCAGCUUCUCUUAUUUUAAAGCGAAUUUCCACACCACAACUUAUGGAACUUUAUGAUAUUCAUGAAUUUUCAACUCCUGAAGAAUUCUUCUCAAAGAAAGCGGCUAGAAUGGGAAGAUUUAAAAGAGGAGGAGUUCCUGAUAUAUUAGCUGCGGCACGAAGUGUUUUAACCGAUUGGAAUUCUGGAAAAAUAAGAUAUUAUACAGUUCCACCUGAAGAACCAGUUUGUCAGUUAUCGGCUGAAAUUGUCACUCAAAUGGCAAAAGAAUUUGACAUCAAUAGUAUUGCCGAAGAGGAGAAAAUGUUGUUGGAUGGUUUUGAAACUGACGCAGCGAAGACAGGAGCUGUAAAUUUAAUUAUCGAUAGUUCCGGUCCUGUUGAAGCAUCAAUGGAAGUUGAUGAAAAAAAAGAAACGAAAGUAAUAAUGCCGCCGAAAAAAGUGAAAAAAGAUGUAAAAGCAAUUCAAAAAAAGAAUACAACGCAAAAAAAGAAGAAAACCGAUCCUCUAUUUGAAAUCGAGGGAAAUCAGAAUUUGAAUAAAAUCAAAAAACUUCAGUUUAAGAAAGAAAAAAAGGAACGUGCAAGAAAGGAAAAAGAAGCCGCACAAUUAACUAAUCAACUGGAUCAAAUUUCCGUAUCCGUUAACGAUGAUUAUGAUUUUGAUACCGAUUUUAAAACACAAUAAUUAAAAAUCAAUUUUUAAAAACUUCGUGUAUAUAUAGGCCACCAUUAAAAUCGCAAAUUUAUUAAAAUAAAUUAUCAAUUUGAUUUGUAAAUAGAAUUACAAUUUUUCCAAUAAAGCAUUCUUCAAGCUUUAAAAUAA
Leptopilina boulardi is the source of this 2009-nucleotide messenger RNA. RefSeq names its product guanine nucleotide-binding protein-like 3 homolog (gene Ns1). The record is from RefSeq and is a predicted model, not a curated record. NCBI's taxonomy places the organism in Eukaryota, Metazoa, Arthropoda, Insecta, Hymenoptera, Figitidae. Gene Ontology annotation, cellular component: nucleolus. The coding region runs from base 150 to 1871 and encodes 573 amino acids. The transcript is spliced from 8 exons. Gene Ontology annotation, molecular function: GTP binding.